AUCUUUUGACAAAUUUUUUUUUUUAAUUUUCAUGACAAUACAUGUUUGUCAUCUUGGAGCAUUAUGGGCAGCCAGUCACUCUCAUGUGUAUGUAGAGUAUGUAAGUUUCCAAUGGGCCAGUAUUUUAUAUAUUAUAAUUGCAUAGAACCUUCAACUACUCAUAUUAUUGAAUUAUAUUUAAUUGAGGCCAAGUCGCUGGUCAGCUAGCAUGGGAACAUAAAAUAUUCGACAACUGAAUUGCUGAUCAAGAAAUAUUGCCAUUUUCUUGGUUACAUUUAAUAUACACAUAUUUUAAACAAUUUUCCCAUCUAUAAAAGAAGGCAAGAAAUCAACAGUGAAAACCCAAGACGAAAAGUAGUAAAAGCCAAAGAAACAUAUAAGUUGUGAGAUGGCAGAAUUGAAGUUGCUCGGUGUUUCAUUGAGUCCUUUUAGUCGAAGAGUUGAGUGGGCUUUGAAGAUUAAGGGAGUUGAAUAUGAAUUUGUAGAAGAAGAACUACAAAACAAGAGCCCCCUGCUUCUUGAAUCCAAUCCAAUUCACAAGAAAAUUCCCGUGUUAAUUCACAAUGGAAAGCCUAUUUGUGAGUCUAUGAUAAUUGUUGAAUACAUUGAUGAGACAUUUGAAGGGCCUUUCAUAUUGCCGAAAGAUCCGUAUGAUCGAGCUAUAGCUCGGUUCUGGGCUAAGUUCUUUGAUGAGAAGUGCAUGCCAGUAAUGGGGAAAGCUUUGUUCGGUAGCGGAGAGGAGUCAGACAAAGCUAAAGAGGAGCUUGGUGAGCUAAUAAAGAUUCUUGAAAAUGAGCUAAAGGAUAAAAAAUUCUUUGUUGGUGACAAAUUUGGAUUUGCUGAUAUGGCUGGAAAUUUAAUGGCAUAUUGGAUGGCAAUUGUUGAAGAAGCCUCUGGAAAUGUUUUUGUUACAAGUGAAAAGUUUCCAAUUUUUUGUGCUUGGAGAGAUGAGUAUGCUAAUUGUAGCCCAAUUAAGGAACAUUUUCCUCCAAGAGAGGCACUUCUUGCACAUUUCAAUGCUCGUUUUCAAGCUGCAGCUGCUGCAUCUGCCUCCAAAUAAUUAAAUACCUUUUACUUAGUGAAAUUUGUGUUUGUGUGGCAAUAAAUUUAACUACUACCUAUUAAGAAAAGUAGCAGCUUUAUCCAACUUUACACAUAGUAGGUAGUGUCUUGUCUUUUUGUUUCGCUAGCUAAUUUGUCAAUUUAUGCAUGUGAGUUGUAAUUUAUUCCUACUGUUAAAUGAUAAGAGUCAUCUUUUUGUCCUCA
Molecule: messenger RNA, 1266 nt
Organism: Capsicum annuum
Lineage: Eukaryota; Viridiplantae; Streptophyta; Magnoliopsida; Solanales; Solanaceae
Product: probable glutathione S-transferase
Exons: 2
Coding region: 389-1060 (223 amino acids)
Biological process (GO): glutathione metabolic process
Cellular component (GO): cytoplasm
Molecular function (GO): glutathione transferase activity
Source: RefSeq, a predicted model, not a curated record